This is a messenger RNA of Dipodomys spectabilis (banner-tailed kangaroo rat), 2439 nucleotides long. Its product is annotated as protocadherin alpha-7-like. Gene Ontology annotation, biological process: homophilic cell-cell adhesion. Gene Ontology annotation, molecular function: calcium ion binding. NCBI's taxonomy places the organism in Eukaryota, Metazoa, Chordata, Mammalia, Rodentia, Heteromyidae. The transcript has a single exon. The record is from RefSeq and is a predicted model, not a curated record. The coding region runs from base 1 to 2439 and encodes 812 amino acids. Gene Ontology annotation, cellular component: plasma membrane.
AUGGUGUACGCCAGAGAACACAAACUGGAGAGCAGACAACUCCUGUUUAUGAUCAUUCUAGCAGCUUGGAGGGCAGGGAGCGGCCAGCUCCACUACUCGGUCCCCGAGGAGGCCAAACACGGCACCUUCGUGGGCCGCAUCGCGCAGGACCUGGGGCUGGAGCUGACAGAGCUGGUGCCGCGCCUGUUCCGGGUGGCGUCCAAGGGCCGCGGGGACCUUCUGGAGGUAAAUCUGCAGAAUGGCAUUUUGUUUGUGAAUGGUCGGAUCGACCGGGAGGAGCUGUGCGGGCGCAGCGCGGAGUGCAGCCUGCACCUGGAGGUGAUCGUGGACAGGCCGCUGCAGGUGUUCCACGUGGAGGUGGAGGUGAAGGACAUUAACGACAACGCGCCUGUGUUCCCUGCGACACAAAAGAAUCUGUUUAUCCCCGAAUCCAGGCUGCUUGACUCUCGGCUUCCACUAGAGGGCGCGUCGGAUGCAGACAUCGGAGCCAAUGCUCUGCUGACUUACAGACUGAGCCCCAGUGAAUAUUUCUCGCUGGACGUUCCACCCACCCACGAGCAGGUAAAACCUCUAGGGCUUGUCCUGCGCAAGCCUUUAGACAGGGAAGAAGCUCCGGAGCUCUACCUAUGGCUCACGGCCACGGACGGAGGCAAACCCGAGCUGACUGGCACCGUUCAGUUCCUCAUCACAGUACUGGAUGCCAAUGACAAUGCUCCGGUUUUCGACCGGACGCUGUACACAGCGAAGCUGCCAGAAAACGUUCCCAUCGGGACCAUGGUAACUCACCUGAAUGCCUCAGAUUUAGACGAAGGUGUGAAUGGGGAGAUCACGUACUCCAUCUCCAGCGAUGUUUCUCCAGAGAUAAAAUCCAAGUUUCACAUCGACUCUGUGAGUGGGGAAAUUACAGUGAUAGGGCUUAUUGAUUUUGAGGAAAGGAAAGUGUAUAACAUCCAAGUAGAGGCAUCAGAUAGGGGCCUGCCCCCUCUGGCUGGCCACUGUACAGUUCUGGUGCAAGUUGUGGACAUUAAUGACAACGCUCCACAGUUGACUCUUACUUCCCUGUCUCUCCCUAUUUCUGAGGACACGCAGCCAGGCACAGUGGUAACUUUGAUUAACGUGUUUGACAGAGAUUCUGGCAACAAUGGGCAGGUGACCUGCUCCCUGACACCCGACACACCGUUCACGUUGGUGUCCACCUUCAAAAACUAUUAUUCUCUGAUACUGGAGAGCAGUCUGGACCGGGAAACAGAGUCGACUUACGAGUUGGUGGUGACCGCGCGUGACGGGGGCUCGCCUCCGCUGUGGGCCACCGCCAGCGUGUCGGUGGAGGUGGCCGACGUGAACGACAACGCGCCCGUGUUCGCACAGGCCGAGUACACGGUGUUCGUGAAGGAGAACAACGCGCCCGGCUCGCACAUCUUCACGGUGUGGGCGCGCGACGCGGACGCGCAGGAGAACGCGCGCGUGUCGUACUCGCUGGUGGAGCGGCGGGUGGGCGAGCGCGCGCUGUCGAGCUACGUGUCGGUGCACGCGGAGAGCGGCAAGGUGUACGCGCUGCAGCCGCUGGACCACGAGGAGCUGGAGCUGCUGCAGUUCCAGGUGAGCGCGCGCGACGCUGGCGUGCCCGCCCUGGGCAGCAACGUGACUCUGCAGGUGUUCGUGCUGGACGAGAACGACAAUGCGCCUGCGCUGCUGGGGCCUCCCGGCGGCGGCGGCGGCGGCGGCGGCGGCGGCGCGCGCAGCGAAGUGCUGUGGCGCUCGGUGGGCGCUGGCCACGUGGUGACCAAGGUGCGCGCGGUGGACGCGGACUCUGGCUACAACGCGUGGCUGUCGUACGAGCUGCAGCCGGCGGCGGCCGGUGCGCGCAGCGCGUUCCGCGUGGGGCUGUACACGGGCGAGAUCAGCACCACGCGCGCGCUGGACGAGGCGGACGCCGCGAGGCAGCGCCUGUUGGUGCUGGUGAAGGACCAUGGCGAGCCGGCGCUGACGGCCACCGCCACGGUGCUGGUGUCUCUGGUGGACAGCGGCCAAUCGCCCAAGCUGUCUUUGCGUGCAUCGGAGGGCGCCGUGGCUUCGGAGGCGACGCUGGUGGACGUGAACGUGUACCUGAUCAUCGCCAUCUGCGCGGUGUGCAGCCUGCUGGUGCUGACGCUGGUGCUGUACGUGGCGCUGCGGUGCUCUGGGGCGGCUGUGGGGCGGAGCGAGGGCGCGUGCGCGCCUGGGAAGCCUGUGCUGGUGUGCUCCAGCGCGGUGGGGAGCUGGUCCUACUCUCAGCAGAGGAGGCAGAGGGUGUGCUCUGGGGAGGGCCCGCCCAAGACCGACCUCAUGGCCUUCAGCCCCAAUCUUCCUCAAGGUCCCACCUCUGCAGACAACGUGAGUCGUAAAUAUUUUUAUUUUGAAUAUUUUGAAAAUGUGAAUUUCAAUGGGUUUGAUUUUUAA